Messenger RNA from Punica granatum (pomegranate), 4266 nucleotides. The record is from RefSeq and is a predicted model, not a curated record. NCBI's taxonomy places the organism in Eukaryota, Viridiplantae, Streptophyta, Magnoliopsida, Myrtales, Lythraceae.
UUUGUUGCCCUGUUCAUAGCAAUUUGUAAAAAACAUUACUUUGCUGUGUGUACAGUAGUUUUGGUCUCAAGCUCUCUGUGUGAUUCUCUCUUCUUCUUCUUCUUCUUCCAUGGCGACGACGGGAGCAAGAGAGCCUCUUCCCUGCUGUUCCAUCUUCACGAAGUCUAGCUCCCCCUUCCCCCUCUGAUUCGAUCCGACUUGUAGAGGCUCAGCAUCUAGUCGGGGUCGACACAUACUUCUAUCUUAACAGGUGGUGCUUGUGGGUCUGGUGCUUGACAAUGGCUGAGUCCAGCUCAGUUGAUGUGAUUCUUGAUUUUCUGCGGAAGAAUAAAUUUACAAAAGCAGAGGCAGCUUUUCGUAGCGAGCUUGGUAAUCGCCCUGAUUUGAAUGGUUUCCUUGAGAGACUUGCCCUAGAAGAGGACUCGGUUAAAUCAUUGCCUGAGCAGAAUGGUGAUAAGCCAACUGUUGUAAAUUUAGUGUCUAGCAAUCAAAAUAGUGGUGAAGUCUCCACAGAACUCAUUGUUAAAGAAAUCGAGUGCGGAACUGGUAGAAAUGGCUCGGAAAGCAAAUGGAAGAAUGCUGCAUCAUCUGCAGAGCAUGGAAAACCAAAUGAAGUGAGUGGGGCAGCUGAUAAAGGCUUUAGUUUUCCUAAAGGUUCGGAUGAUGCAGUUCUUGAUCUGUAUACAUGGAAGUUUAGUCCAAGCAAUGGACCUGGUGUAACUGCCGUUUAUAGCAAGAGUAACGACUUCUCGAAGCUUAAUCCUGAGCCUCCACAGUGCUGUACAAAUGAUGCUCCAGAUGCUGGUAAAGCUGAUGCAGUCUCUGGGGAAGAGAUUAUUUAUUCCGGCGGAAAGAGAAGUUCGUGGAUAGGGAGCACCAGUAAAGCCCAAGUGGAGCCGAAGUAUGACAAAGUUGUCACAACUGAAUGCAAGGAAGUUGACCAACAGCACAAAAUUAGUAAUGCAUACUCGAAAGGAAACUUCGUGGAUAAUCCAUGGUCCAGAAGUGAGGUACCCACAACGUCGUCAGCUGAGUUGUGGAAAGAUUGUUCUGUCAAGACUGUCUUUCCUUUCUCCAAGGGGGAUACGUCCAACAGCUCUGAUCGCAUUACUGGAUCUGACAAGAGAGAAGGAAAGAAGAAAGCAGAGACAAGUGACAUCAGGGCAGCGAUCAAAGAGCAGGUAGAUGAGGUGGGCAGAGCAAUGUAUUUUGGGAAAACAACAGGGAAUACUGACCAAAAGUACACGAGCAGCUUGGGUUUUCCCCCAUUAUUUGACACUCCAAGGGAAGAGUUGCCAAGGUUGCCCCCUGUCAAGCUUAAGUCAGAGGAUAAGUCCUUGACAUCUAACUGGGAAGAGAAAUAUGACCAGGAUAGACUGAAGAUCCCAGGUGCUGAUAGUACUUUCCUAAUAGGGUCCUACCUAGAUGUUCCUGUUGGACAAGAAUUAAGCUCUUCAGGUGGGAAACGGCUUGCUGGAGGCAGUUGGCUCUCAGUCAGUCAUGGAAUUGCAGAGGAUACUUCUGAUCUGGUGUCCGGUUUUGCAACAGCAGGUGAUGGGUUAAGCGAGUCCAUUGACUAUCCAAAUGAGUACUGGGAUUCUGAUGAAUACGAUGAUGACGACGACGUUGGCUACAUGAGACAACCUAUUGAGGAUGAGGCAUGGUUCCUCGCUCACGAAAUCGAUUACCCAAGUGACAAUGAAAAGGGAACAGCCCAUGGGAGUGUUCCUGACAUGCAGGAAAGAGGUCCCACAAAGGAUGAAGAUGAUCAAUCUUUUACCGAGGAGGAUUCUUAUUUCUCAGGGGAGCAGUAUUUUCAGUCGAAAAUUGUUGAACCUGUCACAGCAUCGGAUGACCCACUUGGGCUGGCAGUGAGUGAGGUGUAUAAGAGGGUUGAUGAUAAUGAUUUGAUUGCACGGUAUGAUGGGCAGUUGAUGGACGAGGAAGAACUGAAUUUUAUGCGCUCUGAACCUGUAUGGCAGGGCUUUGUUACACAGUCUAACGAACUUAUCAUGUUAGAAGAUGGGAAGUUGCUGAGUGACUCUGCUCGGCCACAGAUCGAUGAUACACGUACAGAUGAAGAUCAACACAGUUCUGUCAGAUCAAUUGGUGUGGGCAUUAAUAGUGAUGCUGCUGAUAUUGGCAGUGAAGUUCGGGAGAGUUUAGUCGGAGGCAGCAGUGAAGGUGAUGUAGAGUACUUCCACGAACACGAUACUGGAAUUUCUGGGUCCCGAAAUUCGAAAAGUGAAGCACAUGACACAUAUCCUGGUGGGUCGAAGGGGGACAAGAGGAGAACUGAGAAGCAGGAUUCUAGUAAACAAAAAGUGGGGAAUGAUAAGAGUGUUGGAACACAAGUGAAGGGUCAAACGGAUGGGGGUUUUUCAUUUGUUCCACCUCUGAGAGAUGAUCAUUUGGUUCAGGUGGGCUCCAGCAAACCCCUUUGGUCGAACAACUCUAAUGCUCUACUUGCUUAUGAGAAUGAAGAGACACUGAAUGCUUCGGUCAGCAAGAAUGAUGACAUGCUUACUACAUGGAAGAGAAAAGGCAGCGAUUCUUCAACUGCUAAAAGUUCACCAGAUGAAAAUAAUGCAAAUGCCACAAGAUCGGCCAAUUCUUCUCCCUCCUCGCUCUCGAAUUAUGGAUAUGCUGAGAGAAUCUCAAUGAAGAAAGAAGCAGAUGAAAAUGUUGGCAGUGCUAGGGAGGAGGAUCCUGGAGCAAUUCUCGAGGAUGAAGAAGCAGCUGCAGUGCAGGAGCAGGUUAAACAAAUCAAGACUCAGGAAGAGGAAUUCGAGACCUUCAAUCUUAAAAUUGUCCACAGGAAGAACAGAACGGGCUUCGAGGAGGACAAGAAUUUUCAUGUCGUUCUGAACUCUGUAAUUGCUGGGAGAUAUCACGUUACAGAGUACCUUGGUUCUGCAGCUUUCAGCAAAGCUAUACAAGCACAUGAUCUGCACACAGGCAUGGAUGUCUGCAUGAAAAUCAUCAAGAACAACAAGGAUUUCUUUGAUCAGAGCCUUGACGAGAUUAAGCUACUAAAGUAUGUCAACAAGCACGACCCUGCUGACAAGAACCAUAUCCUCCGAUUAUACGAUUACUUUUAUUACCGGGAGCAUUUGCUAAUAGUAUGCGAGCUGCUAAAGGCAAAUUUAUACGAGUUCCAUAAAUUCAAUCGAGAGUCUGGCGGGGAGGUUUACUUCACGAUGCCACGGUUGCAGUCAGUGACCAUUCAGUGCUUGGAGGCACUUCAAUUUUUGCAUGGCCUUGGCCUCAUUCAUUGUGAUCUGAAGCCUGAGAAUAUAUUGGUGAAGAGCUACAGUAGAUGUGAGGUGAAGGUCAUCGAUCUUGGGAGCAGUUGCUUCGAGACAGAUCAUCUGUGCUCCUAUGUCCAGUCGAGGUCAUAUCGUGCUCCGGAAGUUAUCCUGGGACUCCCGUAUGAUAAGAAGAUAGACAUUUGGUCAUUGGGAUGCAUAUUAGCUGAACUGUGCACUGGCAAUGUCCUUUUUCAAAACGAUUCGCCUGCAACGCUGCUUGCUCGUGUGAUUGGUAUCAUCGGCCCCAUCGAACAAGAAAUGAUGGCUAAGGGACGAGACACGUACAAAUAUUUCACGAAGAAUCACAUGCUCUAUGAGCGGAAUCAGGACACCAAUAGACUUGAGUACCUGAUCCCGAAGAAAACUUCCCUGAGGCACAGAUUGCCGAUGGGUGACCAAGGCUUCAUAGACUUCGUUGCUCAACUGCUCGAAGUGAACCCAAAGAAGCGGCCUUCCGCCUCCGAGGCUCUGAAGCACCCAUGGCUCUCGUACCCUUACGAACCCAUUUCAUCUUGAGCCCCUCUGAAGUGUGGCACAGUUGCCCUUUCCGUAUAUUUUGCUCGACAGGUGUCUUAUCAGAAGGGGAAGGAGGCAUGACCCCGAAACACAUUCUUUGCCUGUUUGUUCGGCCAUCUGAGAAGGGUCUCCAAGUAGGUCCACCCCUUCACACAACCGCCCGCCUUAUAUCUCCAUGUCCGCAACUCUAGUGUCAUAGGCGGUAUUGGUUUCUCAUCCUCCCUAACGAUACGAAGCUUUGUUCGAGUUAUUUCCUCCGGUGGAAAAAGAAGUGAUUUCCGCACCCGGAUUGUAUCGUCAUUAGUUUGCCAUUCCCUUUCUUUAUCUCUGUUGUAUGGUGGGAUGAGGACUCCUGGAAAGUGUUGUAAAUGAUGUGUGAUAAUUCUUUUUUUCACUUCAUUAGGUUAUUCAGUGAUAGCUUUUGUCAAUUUAUACGUCC